This is a messenger RNA of Styela clava, 4073 nucleotides long. Its product is annotated as atos homolog protein A-like. Lineage: Eukaryota; Metazoa; Chordata; Ascidiacea; Stolidobranchia; Styelidae. The record is from RefSeq and is a predicted model, not a curated record.
UUUUUUUCACAGUUAUAGACACAAUUUCCUAUUGUACGAACAUGCUAUUAGUUUAUGAAAUCUCCUUUCAAAGCUUUAAUGUGGUAUAUUUAUUACGAAAUUUAACAAUACAUUUUUCGCAACGAAAUUCAUCUUAGCCUCUGCUGAAAGCUUGCAUAAGUGUGUUAUACAGCAGAAGAAGAGAUGGCAGUAAGCAGGGCGGGGCUGAGUGAAGGAGACUUUUUUACGAGCUUAGGAAUGCUGAUUAUACAAGGCCGAAAGUGGGAUGCUUUCCGACGAACAAGAGGACGAGGACUUCACUGCCCCACUGUUCGAAAUUCAUCGCCACCUCACCAUCAGUGCUCACCUAGUAAUGUAGAAUGUCAGACCGCUCUUUCCUUUCGAAAUGCCAUUCAAGUUAUUUGGCAGUAUGGUGGUGCUGUCAUCAUUGAUGUCAUUCUGCUUCCUGAGUGUGGACAUCAAGAGACUGAUCUUCUGUUGGAAAAGUGGUUGAUCCAACCAACUGAUGAGAACUCAACCAUACCUGAAUUGUCUCUUAUGCAAGCUAUCGACUCCACGAUUCACUUCUCUCAGUUAUGUUCUUGGUGGUCUUCUACUAAUGGCUGCCAACCCAGGAAUAUUCAAUAUAAAGUAUAUGAACAUAACGAAUCGGAGUCGGAUUUGAAAUUUGUAGAGUCUCCUAUAAACCAUAACUUUAUGAUCAGCAACGGUGUCAAAGUAUGUUUGCAAUAUUUGCCUCGACAGAAAAACAUUCCCGAAUUACAGUGCCUUUGUUGCUGUCACAAUAUUGGGCCUCAACAACAAAUGGAAGUUGGUAGCCCCAGUCGCGGCAGAAGUUUUGCCCACAGGGGUCCGAGGCGGGGGUCAAGACAUUCUUCUGCGUCAUCAGAUAGCUUGUCACCCUCUGUAUCAAGGGUUGAUGUCUCACCGUACGGGUCCCCGCUACUGUCGCCAUACCAACGAACAUCACUGUCAUCUUCUUCCUCAUCUCGUGGGUCAUCUCGUACUGUCAGUCCUUGUGUUAGUCGAUCCCCUUCUGAACGAAGCAUUAUCAAGGCGUUUGAAACUCACAGACUAAUGGAGGAAACAGAACAGCAAACAAAUGAGAACAGUAUCGUUAGUCGGAACGAUUCAGGCUUUAUCGAUAUUGCAACGAGAGAUGGCGUUACCAUAAAUCAAGAUGAAGAACUCGCAAAUCAAUUAGAUUCGUUAAGCGAUAGUGACUUGUCUGAUGAUUAUGUAAUUGAUGGCCCUGUCGGGUCACCGGGGUUGGUUGGAACACCCAUCGCUUCUCCAGACGACGUUAGAGUACAGAUGUUGCAAAGUACGUACGCAGGUUGGCAUUGUCGCCAUCCUGCUUUUGAUAGACUGAUGGAGAGGCGACAGGAACACGGGACCGCACUCGCCAUUCCAGUCUCGAUUCAGCUGUAAGCAAUCUAGAACGACUGGAUUUGCGUACUCGAAGACAACUUAGUCGAACUAACAGUGAUGGAAAAGAUUUUGCAAAUCUAAGAGUAAAUUGCUCUAAAGACUCUGAAAAAGAAUUUUUUAUAAGAGAUAUAAAGAAACGACAUAAGUUGAGAAGCCCUAAUCAGGUUGAAAAUGAUGAAACACAACACUGUAGUCAAAAUAAUACAUUUUAUGCAUCUUUUCUUUCGAAUCACAAAACGUCAUCGGAGAAUUCCGAUACAAUUUUAGACUUCAGUACCUCACCUGAUGAUUUUAGCUCAAAUUUUACAGAUUUUGAAUUUUCUCAAUUCCAAUUGAACAGCACACCAACCACCAUCGGUUUUGUAACUAUGGCUCGGCCAAUGAGUCUCGACUUACCCCAAACUUCAAAACAUUAUUUCGACCCUGAAUUUGAUAAUUCUCACAUCAAAGGAAAAGCCAAUAAAGAGAAUCCUAUCCAAAUUGAUAUCACAACAAAUGAAACACAGCAUGAAAGAGAUAUUGAUUAUCACGGAAUUGAUGAAACUCCAGCAUAUAAAUCAUCCAGGCCACCAUUCCAAGGAGCGAUGAGUCUCGAAAAGAAGUGUGACAUGCCAACAAUUACUACCUCAGACAAUUUUUCUCUUCAAAUCGGGAAAACUAUUUUAGAUGAAUAUGAACAGGAAGAAAAUAAUUCAGAGAAUACAGUUGCAACUUCUUCUUCUUCCUGUUCUGUAUUACUCCGAUCACCACCUUCAAAACUUCGAAUAUUGCCGAGUCACUGUGUCGACAAAAACUAUCUGCAUAAUCCACCACGACAGCCAGUGCAUAAAAUUUCAACCAAUGUUGCGCAACAUGGAACAGCAAGAAGACUUCAGUUUAAUAAACCGUCUGAAAAAGCAACAUGUACUAGUCCUGCACCCAUUCGGAGAAACAACAGCGUACGAUUUGAGUUUGAUGAAGACAUGCCUAAGAUCAAUCAACGUAGUUCAAGAUCCAUGUGUAGAAGAAAAUGUAUGAAAAAUAAUGGAAUUGUUGUCCACAAUCAUACUCAUUUGACUCACACUGACCGUCUUCUUGGAUCAUUUGAGGAAUCAAUCCUUCACAAUCGUCUUGAAGUAUUGGGAUCAGUGGAAGGAUUUCAUGCCCAACUUGGGGCAAGUGGAUCCUUCUGUCCUGCCAAAGUCAAACUACCUGUACCAGUUAAAUUUUUUCAUGUAUCUGAUGACAACGCACCAUCCCCUUAUAUGGGCACACUGUCUGUCAAAGGUCGUGAACAUGGGAAGCGAGGAUAUCAUAUACCAAGGAAAGGGACAAUACAACUGACUCUUUUCAAUCCAAACAGUAGUGUGGUAAAGGUUUUUGUUAUUCUGUAUGACGUGAGCGACAUGCCACCAGGACAAAAAACGUUUCUUCGCCAUCGAAUAUACAGCAAGCCUACAAGUGACCUUGAUUAUAAUGGGAAUGUUGUGAAAAAUGGAGACGCCAAUGUUCCAAAAGAAAAUGCUUCAAAAUCAAAAUGCCUACGAUAUUUUGUUAAUCUAUGGUUGGAAAGCAGCAAAACCAACAAAGUUUACAUUCACGGAGAUGUGAAGAUACUUUUCUCACUCGCUUCAAAUGAAUGGGAUUCUGGCAACACUUAUGAACUUCAGUCUGAAACUGAAUUUCCAAAGAAUCCAAAAUAUUCUCCAAAACGGUGAUAAAAAAUUUCGGACUUCAAGAAUUUCGAGAUCGUACCAGAUAAUACAUAUUUAACAAGUUGACGGAACUGCCUUUCAGUAUUAUUAGCCUGAAUGUUACAAGACUUCUAUUGAAUUUAAGAACUAUAUUUGAUUUUAACGGUGAUAAUUUCUUUUAGCAUAACUUUUAUUACAAUACACAUAGUUUUUUAAUUCUCCUCCUUAUAGGAAAUGUGUACCUUAUUUUGGUUAUUUUUUGAAUUCUAUGUUUGGUCUUAUGAGUAUGGCUCACUCGAUCUUGAAAAAUCCAUUUUUUGGAUUGAUUUUUGUCAGAACUAACAGUGAAAAUUUUUCGUAAAUCUGACUUGUUGCAAAUUCUCUCGGCUUGAAGUCUGACUGAUUAAGGUAAAAUAAGUAAAUCAUUUCAAUUGUAACAUUUAUUCCGUUUCUCUUUUAUUAAGUGAAAGUUCUUAUUCACCUUUUCAUUCAUCUUUCAAGAAUUUAGUUCUUAUAAAUCUUCUAUUACUAGGGCAGACUGAAGAAAUAUGAGUGCGCAGCAUACAUUAAAUAAGAUUUCUUAUAGUCUGUUUGUGGAGUUGCGCUGUUGGGCCCACAGCUCUUUCCUUUUAACCAUUUCUUAGUUCAGUAUUUCUUUUUUCUUUCCUCAUAUGUACUGUGUCACUUUCCUCAAAGAUUUAUUAUAAACGACCAAGUGUUUAUUUCAUCACUUGGUUGAAUUGUCACCAUAAUAUUUUACUACCCUUAUAGUAAUCUCUGUGCUUCGGAAAAUAACCGCAAUAAUUUUUCACUUUGGGUGUUGAGCCUUGAUAUAGUCAAUUUAAUAUAUCUUAAUACAGUGGAUAUUUUAUUAAUAGUAUAUUAUAUGAUGAAUUUUUCUUCUAUUAUCCUAGAUGUUCUAUUUCUUUGGUUCUUUUGUUUCAAUAAACCUAGAUAAAAAUUGAGUUA